UCUGCUGGGCGAGUGUCUUUCUCAUCCAUCGAGUCGAGACAAGGACUGCAGCAUGGAGAUCUUCAUCGGGGAACAAGCCGCUCGUGUUGUGUGUCGACGAGGGGAUGGAUGGACUGGAGAGCUGUAGCCUGAGAACGAGCGAAAGGGCAGCAGCACGCCAGACUUCAACGACUACGACAGUUCAAGUCGCUGGCUCCCACUAGAGUGAAACAGUGCAACAAAACCUUGAGGAUCCAAAAAUAGACAAAUACAUUGAGGCACACUCCGUAUUUGGUUUUGUCUGGUGGACCGUGGUAUAAACAUUAUUGUAAUCCAUAUUAGUUUGUAGCCUCCUCAGACAAGAGAACGAACAAGAAGAAGACCUGCUGAUUGGGAGAGAAAGCCGAUCCCAACAAAAGAGGAUUCUUUAGAAGAGAGAACAUUCAUUUUUCGGACGUAGCAAGUCGUUUUGAGCCUCACACUCACUCACGUACAUCCCCCGGGAACCUUUGCUCUACACCACAGUGCACUCCACUCUGGCGUCAAGAGUCCCUCCUUACUGCGCUCAAGUACAUAGGAAAGAUCCACCUAUCAACCAUCCAUCCACCCAUCCAUCCGUCUAUCCAUCCCCGUUGGUUCGCCUGCUUCCACUGAUCCAUCCACUCGGUUACACAAAAAGGUCUCCUCUUAGUGGCAGCAGAACACUUGAAGGCUUGAAAAGAAAAUGACACUCAGCAAUGAGACAAGAAAUUCCGAAGGACAAAUGGAUCUGCCUCAUGUUCCUUCUUCGUGUUUCCCUCCUCGAGCUCAAAGUCUAAGCCGAAGAGUGGCAAGAAAUGGCCAGAAAACCAUGUAGGAGGUGAUCCCAUCCCUGUCCAAAGUGAAAGCCGUACUACCAGUGGAAAACGAUAACAUUUAAGAGUGAGCACAGCUCUCACACCUGACUUUGUGAGCAUUCCUCCAGCAAUCAUCAUGGGGCGGAAAAAGAUCCAGAUCUCUAGAAUUACGGACGAAAGAAAUCGGCAGGUGACCUUCAACAAACGGAAGUUUGGCGUGAUGAAGAAAGCUUAUGAACUGAGUGUUCUCUGUGAUUGUGAAAUCGCUUUGAUCAUCUUCAGCUCAUCGAACAAAUUGUAUCAGUAUGCCUCAACGGAUAUGGACAAGGUGCUCCUCAAGUACACGGAAUACAACGAACCACACGAGUCUCUCACCAACAAAAAUAUUAUUGAUGCCUUAAACAAGAAGGAGCACAAGGGAGGAAACCCGGGCAGUCCAGAUGGCGGUGAUUCAGAUGGCGAGAUUGAGACCACUCUUACUCCAAGGACGGAGGCCAAAUACAACAAAAUCGAUGAGGAGUUCCAAAUAAUGAUGCAUCGGAACCAUAUCAACGGGAAUCGGACGCUUGCGAACCAAAACUUUUCUAUGCCUGUCAGUGUGCCUGUCAAUGCUCAACAAUUUGCUGCCGUGGCUGCAGCAGCCUCUACCGCCUCUUCCAAUGGACCGAGUAGUGCCAACAAUUCGGAAAAUACUGGACACCCAUCGGCAGCCACCACACCCACACUCCAAUUACUCAGUCCACACCCAUCCGCCUCCACGAGCCCACGGCCCAGUUCGGGGAAUGGUCUCUUGGAUAUCCCUGCAACCCAAAAUGGUUUCCAUCCAAAUCAUCCAGGCCAAUCCCCUUCUCCCAUACCUCAGUCGCCCUCAUCGGGGCUUUUGCAACAACAAUCACAACCACAACAACAGCAACAGCAACAUCAACGACGACAGGAAGCCCAAGUUUCUCCGAAUAACCACGGGAGUGCUUUGAAGAAGGAUUUGGUUCCUCUCAACUCGUCGCCGAAUCAUGUGAGAGCAAACUUAAGGGUGGUAAUUCCCAUAACAAGCGGCCUUUUGUUAGACUCGCAACUUCCCCAAGAGACCAGCAACGGCCACAACAAGGGGGGGCGAAGUGAAGCCAAUCUGGUCAAUUAUGCCUUUUCUGGCCAAGACCUCUCGACUCUCUCUGGUGAUCUCAAUCUCAAUUCGCUUCAACAACAAUGGAACAAUGGCCAUCACGGGAAUAAUAAUCUCAACAAUUCACUCAGUGUGCAAACCACCUCUGUGGCCAUGAACCACAUAAUACCUCAGCUUAGUAUAUCUACGAGCUCUCCCACUCAUCAAUCCGAGGGUCUUCUUUGCGUGAAAGCUGAACCCAUGUCACCUCGCCCUGAUCACAUGCACCACAGUAGUCAACCACGCCCCUCUAGCGCCCACUCUAUAACCAGUGGCACGCCCAUACACCAUCAAGGUCUGUUGUCACCCAGGCAUAAUUUAGGAGGAUCAGGUCACACAAGUCCAGUUCAUCCUUCGGCACGCCUGUCUCCUUUAUCAUCUCAGUCUCAACAACACGGCCAUCAUAGUCCUAGUGAUUUGCAACAACUUCAGCAACAACAGCAUCUUCAUCAUCAGCAACAACAACAACAGCAUCAACAACACCAUCAUCACCAUCAGCAACAACACCAGUCACACCAACAACAUUCACCCCUGAUGGUGCAACACCAUUCUCCCAUUCACCAAGUGAACUACGGAGGCCACUCUCCAUUGCAUAAACGACAGAGAUUGGACAACAAUUGGGGAGGAUCGUGAAGCCUUUCGGGUGAAUGAUGGUUCUCUCGUACGAGAAGUACAUGUAUGCAAGUUGUCAACAUCUCCUCCGUUCCCGUUUCUGAGACUGGCACGUGAUGGAUCUCUGGCAAUGAGAUAGAAUGCCAAGAACAGUCCAAGAUAAUCGGAGAGCACCUCAACGACGUACCCUUCAAGUGAUUCAACUAGUCAACUGUAGAAGCGAGCAAGAGCAAUGUGAUGAUUAGAGGCUGUAUGUGGAGAGCGAUUUGUCUCACUCUGAACUCUCUCCAAGCGUGGUCGGCUGACUUGCUAAAAAGACAGUGAAUGUGAAGACAGGAGACCUCUUAAUUUGGCCUUUGAGGUGGAAGAGUGUUGAUCAAUUCAGUGUUAGAUAUUGGUGUUCACCAGUACGUCCCGCACAAUCCUUGUAAUUUCAUAUCUAAAAUAACUCGUUUCCAACCUUCGCUGCCUGUUUUUGCCGUCUCUCCAGGGUUGAACGACUCCAUUAUCACUAUAUUUUUGACCUUAACUUAUUCAUCCCCAUCUACUUGAAUAGCGUUUUUUGAACCAACAUGGUUUAUGUCACUACCUUCUUUUUUAGGUUCCAAUCCCUUGUUGAAUUUAAUACUCCUUGUUUUUAACCUGACUGGCUACUCAAAAGUGGCAUUUUCUUAAUUGCAUCCUUCUUUGUAAGAGACUCUGAGCAUUUUGGCACAAGAAAUGCCCUUCUGGAGGCCCAGAUAUCAACCUAUCUAUUCGUUUGUCUGUCGCUUUAAGCAAGAUCUCACCC
Molecule: messenger RNA, 3376 nt
Organism: Tigriopus californicus
Lineage: Eukaryota; Metazoa; Arthropoda; Copepoda; Harpacticoida; Harpacticidae
Product: MEF2 transcription factor homolog
Exons: 9
Coding region: 952-2607 (551 amino acids)
Biological process (GO): cell differentiation; positive regulation of transcription by RNA polymerase II
Molecular function (GO): RNA polymerase II cis-regulatory region sequence-specific DNA binding; histone deacetylase binding; protein dimerization activity
Source: RefSeq, a predicted model, not a curated record